Molecule: messenger RNA, 441 nt
Organism: Sparassis crispa
Lineage: Eukaryota; Fungi; Basidiomycota; Agaricomycetes; Polyporales; Sparassidaceae
Product: RmlC-like cupin
Exons: 6
Coding region: 1-441 (146 amino acids)
Source: RefSeq, a predicted model, not a curated record
AUGUCUGCUCCCAAGGCAAAUACUGAGCCGCCAAAGGGCGUCACCAUCAUCCGCGACCUCUACAGGAUCGCUUCCGGCAGCGACAAGUUCAGGAAGGUGUUGUGGACGGGAAAGCACAGCCAGUUGGUCAUCAUGACUAUUCCUGUCGGCGGUGAGAUCGGAGAGGAAACGCAUACAGUCGACCAGCACUUGUACUUUAUCUCCGGCACUGCGCAAGCGAUUACCGAUGGCAAUAGGAAAGACCACGUUAAGUCGGGAGACACCGUUAUUGUGCCUGCAGGAACACUGCACAACUUCAAGAAUACAGGACCCACCCCUUUGAUUGUGUCGACCGUAUAUGCGCCUGCAGAACACAAGGCGGACACUGUGCAUGACACGUUGGAUCAAGGCGAGAAAUUGGAGGAUGAGGGAAAGGAUGAACCGCCGACAUGGGCCACAUAG